Molecule: messenger RNA, 3398 nt
Organism: Prunus persica (peach)
Lineage: Eukaryota; Viridiplantae; Streptophyta; Magnoliopsida; Rosales; Rosaceae
Product: potassium channel AKT2/3
Exons: 11
Coding region: 554-3082 (842 amino acids)
Biological process (GO): potassium ion transport; transmembrane transport
Cellular component (GO): membrane
Molecular function (GO): protein binding; voltage-gated potassium channel activity
Source: RefSeq, a predicted model, not a curated record
AGUUAGAGAGAGAGAGAGAGAGAGAGAGAGAGAGAGAGAGAGAGAAGAAAAGGUUUGUGGUGAAGCAAACACAAGGCCAAAAUUUGCAGAGUACGUACCCCACUUCUAUUUGAGAUCUUAUCAACAUGCAUUAUAAAUCAACUCAGGUGCCAUACCACCAAUUUCAUUCACUCUCUCUCUCUCUCUCUCUCUCUCUCUCUCUCUCUCUCUCUCUCUCUCUCAUAAUCAAGUUGCAGAACACUACUAGUACUACCAGUUUGAUUGGUAGGACCACCACCACCUACUCUCCAAUCUCCCACAUCCACAAUAAUUUCAUCAUAAUCAGAUGCCAAUACUUGUCUCCACUACUACUUCUUCCAUCAAUGUCUAUGUCUUCAGAAAUAACUUCAGCCCCACCCCCCUGCUUCCCUUGUGUUCUUCAAAUGAACUCAUAUUGGAGUUCAAUUAAGAUUUUCAAGAAUAUUUUUAAUGGAAUAUUAAUUCAAGUUUAGUCCAUACAAUAAUAUUCUUGAUCAAUAUCACCCACUAGCUUUCAGAAGCUGCCUCCAACAACAUGAACAAGGUUUGCAGCUGCAAAACCCAAAAUGGCCACUCCCAUGCUCAUAACCAGAAGCAGCAGCAACCUCAUGAUCAAGAUCAUCGUCAAGAUGAAAACUUGUACUCCUCUUCGUCGUCGGAUCUCAAUUUAAGGAACAUUUCAAAGCUUAUCCUUCCUCCUUUGGGUGCUUCAAGCUACAACCAAACUCCAAUUCACUCAAAUGGCUGGAUAAUCUCCCCCAUGGAUUCAAGAUACAGGUGUUGGGAGACAUUUAUGGUGCUUUUGGUGGCAUACUCGGCGUGGGUUUACCCCUUUGAGGAGGCAUUUCUCAACUCCUCUUCACACAGGCCACUAUACCUAGCAGACAACGUGGUGGAUCUAUUUUUUGCCAUCGAUAUCAUCUUGACAUUCUUCGUUGCAUAUAUUGAUCCAAGAACUCAGUUACUUGUUCAUGACUCCAAAAGGAUCGCUAUGAGGUACCUUUCAACUUGGUUUUUGAUGGAUUUGGCAUCAACAUUGCCAUUUGAGGCACUUGGCAAAAACAAGUUGGGUGUUUCUUACUCUCUCUUAGGAUUGCUCAGAUUUUGGCGAAUAAGACGAGCAAAGCAACUCUUCACAAGACUUGAGAAGGACAUCAGGUUUAGCUAUUUUUGGGUGAGAUGCGCCAGACUUUUGUCAGUGACACUGUUUUCAAUACACUGUGCUGGAUGCCUCUACUACCUGCUAGCAGACCGAUAUCCACACCAAGGGAAGACAUGGAUUGGAGCUGUCAUUCCAAAUUUCAGAGAGACAAGCCUUCGGAUCCGAUACAUUUCUGCUAUUUACUGGUCCAUAACCACCAUGACCACUGUUGGUUAUGGCGAUAUGCAUGCAGUUAACACCAUGGAAAUGAUCUUCAUUAUUUUCUACAUGCUCUUUAACCUUGGCCUCACUGCUUACUUGAUUGGCAACAUGACAAACUUAGUAGUCGAAGGCACUCGUCGUACCAUGGAAUUUAGAAAUAGCAUUGAAGCAGCAUCAAAUUUUGUGUGCCGCAAUCGCUUGCCUCCACGGUUGAAGGACCAAAUAUUGGCUUAUAUUUGCUUGAGAUUUAAGGCUGAGAGCUUGAACCAGCAGCAUAUAAUUGAACAACUACCCAAAUCGAUCACCAAAGGCAUCUGCCAGCAUUUGUUUUUGCCAACUGUGGAGAGAGUUUAUUUUUUCAAGGAUAUCUCAAGGGAAACACUUCUACUUCUGGUUGCAAAGAUGAAGGCAGAGUACAUACCACCUAGAGAAGAUGUUGUGCUGCAAAACGAAGUGCCGGAUGACGUUUAUAUCAUUGUUUCUGGAGAAGUGGAAAUAAUUGGUUGUGAGAUGGAGAAAGAACUAGUUGCUGGGACUUUGAAAUCUGGUGACAUGUUUGGAGAAGUUGGUGCACUUUGUUGUAGAGAAGUUGGUGCCCUCUGUUGUAGGCCUCAAAGCUUCACGUACCGAACCAAAACACUGUCACAACUCUUGAGACUAAAAACCACUGCUCUGAUUGAAGCAAUGCAGACGAAACCAAAAGACAAACUACAAAUGCUUAAAAACUUCAAACAGCAUCACAAAAAGCUGAGGGAUCUGAAAAUUGGAGAAAUAUUGGCUGAGAGUGGAGAUGAAGAAGGUGACGCGAACAUGGCAUUCAACUUACUGACUGUUGCCAGCAAAGGCAAUGCUGCUCUUCUUGAUGAGCUCCUCAAGGCAAAGUUGGAUCCUGACAUCGGAGACUCCAAAGGAAGAACUCCUUUGCAUGUAGCAGCAUCAAAUGGGCACGAAGAAUGUGUCUUGGUACUCCUCAAGUAUGGUUGUAACAUACAUGUAAGAGACAUAAAUGGCAACACAGCUUUAUGGGAUGCUAUUGCAUCGAAGCACCAUUCCAUAUUCCGGAUUCUCUAUUACUGCGCUGCCAUAUCUGAUCCAUACACAGAUGGCAAUCUUCUAUGCACGGCUGCCAAGAGAAAUGAUAUGACUUUGAUGGAGGAACUCUUGAAGCAUGAGUUAAAUGUUGACGCAAAGAAUCAUCUUGGGAAAACAGCAGUACAAAUAGCCAUGGAAGAAAACAAUGCAGACAUGGUCAAUUUGCUAGUGAUGAAUGGAGCAGAUGUAGCCAAUACACACAACUUCUCAUUUCCUUCAGAAACCUUGACUGAAAUGCUACAAAAACGAGAGGUUGGACACCGUAUUACAGUUCCAGACACUACACUAAAUGAAGUGCCUUUGAUGAGGAAUGAUGAUGAGCAAAAUCCUGACUGGAGAAAAUCCAAUGGAGUGAACUUUCCAAGAGUGAGCAUAUAUAGAGGCCAUCCUAUAGUGAGGAGAAACACAUGUUGCAGGGAAGCUGGUAGGUUAAUUAGAUUACCUAAUUCGGUAGAGGAGCUCAAAAACAUUGCAGGUGAAAAGUUUGGAUUUGAUUCAAGAAAUGUAUUGGUAACUGAUGAAGGAGGAGCAGAAAUUGACUCCAUUGAAGUGAUCAGAGAUAAUGACAAGCUUUUCGUAUUUGAAGACCCAAAGUCUAUCAAAAGCUGAAAAAUCCUCAAUCUCCUGAAGCAUUAUACUUAACCUUGAGGAAGGAAAGAAAGAAUCGCACUUUUCUUCAUGCAAAUCUCUUGUAAAGAUUCCUCUUAGAAUGUACACUUAAAUCUUGCAUAAUCAAAGGGUUCCUCUUGUGAGACUAUGAGUCUGAGUUUAAUUUUUAUGCACAAUGUAAUACAUAAGGCUAGGGCGGGCUCUAGCCUAGCGCAAAGUUUGGGAAAAAGAACUCUAGUAUUAAUUUUUAGGCCUGACAACCCAUUUCACAGAAAAUUAGUCUAUCUCGUAAUCAGUUGAAGCUUCAGAGUGUUGA